GUUCCCUUCUGGUCAGGCGAACGUGCUCCUUGUACUGGCAGCCAUGAGGCUCAUACUGAUAGCGCUUUUCCUGUUGGUCGCCAUUGGCUCAAUUUUGGCCCUCCCCGAGCCUCUACCUGCAGCGCUGGCCGACCCCGCGCCCGCAGCGGACCCCGGGCCCGAGGCUGACCCUGACCCGCGACGCCGUGGCCGUGGUCGUGGCCGUGGCGGUCGUAGGGACAGGUUCGGAGGACGUGGCUUCGGAAGCCACGGAGGCCACGGAGGCUUCGGAGGCCACGGAGGCUUCGGAGGCCAUGGAGGCUUCGGAGGCCACGGAGGCCAUGGAGGCCACGGAGGUCUCGGAGGCUUCGGAGGCCUCGGAGGCCUCGGAGGCCUCGGAGGCUUCGGAGGCCUCGGGGGCUUCGGCCAUAGGCCCCAUGCCCAUAUCAUCCCUCACGGCGACCACCUUGACAUACUCAUCCAUUAACUUUCCUCCUGGCGAAUGGGCAAGAGAGCCUCUGCCGAUCAAACAUCGCUGUGUGCGUCGCGGAGGCUGCCUCGCAUCAGCUGCUGCAAGUGGCCAUCAUUCAUGUUUUUCUCUGGGAGAAACUUUUAUAAACUUUAUUCAACAUUCAAGUGGUUUCCUUUCUUGAGAAAUCGUUAGCCAUUGUUAAUGACAGUGCUCUUUCUGCAUUGAGAAUUAGAUUACUAAUCCAUUGGUACAAAACUGCAUGUGGAGUUUGCAUUCCGAAUUAUUUAGGCAAUGCAUUUCCAUCAAUUACUAUCAUAUCGUAUCUCUUUAUUCAGAAAAAAACUGGACUCAUUGUAGAAUGCAAAUA
Penaeus indicus is the source of this 818-nucleotide messenger RNA. RefSeq names its product protein FAM98B-like. The coding region runs from base 44 to 466 and encodes 140 amino acids. Lineage: Eukaryota; Metazoa; Arthropoda; Malacostraca; Decapoda; Penaeidae. The transcript is spliced from 2 exons. The record is from RefSeq and is a predicted model, not a curated record.